This is a messenger RNA of Papaver somniferum (opium poppy), 1334 nucleotides long. RefSeq lists its product as uncharacterized. NCBI's taxonomy places the organism in Eukaryota, Viridiplantae, Streptophyta, Magnoliopsida, Ranunculales, Papaveraceae. The transcript has 2 exons. The record is from RefSeq and is a predicted model, not a curated record. Bases 583 to 1026 code for a protein of 147 amino acids.
UGAUGAUUCUCGCUCAAGCUUAGACCCUUAUGAUGUACCAGCGUCGGAUAAUCCGUCGACUGUGCUUUAUUCCCCUAUCUUAACGGGUGAUAAUUAUCCCACAUGGUCAUGGGGUAUUACUCAGGCUUUAAGAGCCAAGAACAAAUACUGUUUGGUGAUGGUACAAUAGCCAAACCAUUCGCUUCUGAUGACCAUCUUCCAGCUUGGAUCCGUGCUAACAAUCUGGUUUGUAUUUGGAUUGCCAAUUCCUGUGAAGCUGAGAUAAAACGAAGCAUUAAUUGGAUAGACAACGCUAGGGAUAUUUGGAUUGAUCUUGAGGAUCGAUUUUCUGAAACAAAUAUGCCUAGAAUUUUUGAUCUAAAACGUCACAUAUCAACUCUCAAACAAGAAGAUUCAAGUAUCUCUUCUUAUUACGCCAAGCUUAAAAGUCUAUGGGAUGAAGUAGGUGCUCUUACACCGGUUGAACCUUGCACCUGUGGUACUGGAAAGCAAGUACUUGAACAGCUGAACAGGGACAAAGCAAUGGAGUUCUUACAAGGACUUCAUGACAGAUUUUAGGCCGUAAGGAGCAAUAUCCUUCUCAUGUCUCCUUUUCCGACACUUGCAAAGAUUUACUCCCUGGUCCGUCAGGAAGAACAACAACAAUUCCUCAACGUUGCUUCUGCACCUCAAAUUGACGGCGCCGCUUUAUCCACCAGAUUUACAUCUCGACCUUCACCUUGGAGCAACACCAGCGGACCGAGCAACAAGAAGCUGCGUCCAUCUGGUGACCAUUGCCGAAAGAUUGGUCACACCAAAGACCGAUGUUACCAAUUAGUUGGUUACCCAAAGAAGCCAAGAGAUGACACAAGCACAGGUUCCGUUGGAUCCUCUAUGCCAACCGCUCCAAGUAGCUACAUGCCUGCUACUCCACAAUUGAUCCAUGAUCAAUACAUCCAACUUUUGGCGUUUCUCCAAACAGGUCCCAUAACUACAACUGCAAACCUUGCAGGACCUACAAAUGAAGAAGCUGAUUGGUCAGGGUGAUUACUACAAUGAUAUAUAUUAUCUCUGUGGUAUUACUGCUCUUUCUGUUUCAUUUCCGAAAAAUUUUCACCUUUGGCAUUGGAGAUUAGGACAUCCGUCCUCCUCUAGAUUAGAUUAUUUAUCAAAGACAUUUCCUUUUAUUAGUUCAGACAAAGGCAUCUGUGGGAUUUGUCCACAAGCCAAACAAUCUCGUUUAAAGUUUCCUUCUCGUUGUAGUUCUAGUUCUAGGAUUUUUAAAUUAAUCCAUUGUGAUAUUUGAGGACCAUUUAACGAACCAAGCAUCACUGGGGAUCGUUAUUUUUUGUCUA